CACCCACACUGACCUCUGCUCUCGAAGUCCUCCUCGCCAUCUGAUGCGCCCUUGACGCCAGCAAGGGCCUACUCAAUGACGCUUACACACCAGGAACUCUCGCGAUCACGGGGAGACGCGUCCGCGAGGUGAGAUAUCGGUCGAACUCGAUGAUAACGGCAACGAGCGGCUUGUCCUCAACCUCGUCGCACGAAGGCUCGGAAGAGGUCUAGCAACAAUGGACGCCAAAGGAAUCAGCGAGACCUCUUCAUACACUCCAGGCUUCUGGCCCAAAGAGGAUAGGCAGCGUUGGAAGCGCAUCCUCAUCUACACCUUCGCCAUAUGUGUAGUCCUGACUCUGAACUUCCGAUCCGAGAUCUACUACAAACUCUUCCUCCCACUCCCCCUCGAUGACUUCCCCGACCUACCUCUUCACUGCGCCGACAAGACACCCAUCGGCGCCUCCGAGUUCACCGCCCGGCAGACCGCCCUCGCGCGCGCCCUCCACGCAGACGGCGCCAUCUACAUAGCCGAACCCGGCGCCAACACCCUCUACUACGGCAACUUUUCCGAUGGCGAUUGGAAGCUCUCCGAGCGGCCUCUCCUGCUCAUGGUAGCGCCGACCGGGACUGGGGACGACAUCCGCGCAGACAUCACGGUCCUGACGCCAAAAUUCGAGGCGACGCGGGCGAAGCUGCUGCCUAUACCAGCUGGUGCAAACUUGUCAUGGGUGUCGUGGGCGGAGGAGGCGAACCCGUACGAAAUUGCUGCGUCGGCGUUCGCUCCUGCGCCAACGAAGGUGUACGUCGAUCCGAGCAUCCGGCACUUUAUCGUGGAUGGGUUCCAGAAGGCGCUGCCGCAUGCAAAGGUCGUCAUCGCGCCGAACAGUGUCCGUCAGCUGAGGGAACGCAAGAGUGCUGCCGAGCUUGAGCUGAUGAAGUGCGUGAAUGAGGCUACCCUGCUUGCCCUACGUGCGACUCACAAGCGACUAUACGCAGGCAUACGCGAGUCGCAAGCUCGCGCUAUUGUGGCCGACGCUCUGACGGCCAUCGGUCUAAAGGAUGGCGGCUGCUUGACCCUCUUCGGAGACAACGCUGCCCUCCCUCACGGCACGGGCACCGACCGCGUCCUCGGCAUAAAUGACUAUGCCCUCUUUGACUGCACCGCAGACCUGCACGGCUACAAGAGCGACCUCACUCGCACCGUCGCCCUCCCCUCCGCCCACGUUCCUGCCGACCAUCGCCAGAUCUGGGAUCACGUCCACGCCGCGCAGACAGCUGCCCUCAAGACCGCGACAGCGGGAACCGAGAUGCGUAAGGUCGACGAGGCGGCGAGGAAGUCGUUGGAGGCGACGAGUUACGCGCCGUACUUUACGCACCGGCUGGGGCAUGGCAUCGGUCUCGAAGUCCACGAAGACCCAUACCUGAGAGGCGGAAACGACCUCGUCAUCAAGACUGGGCAUACAUUCUCUGAUGAGCCGGGCGUGUACAUCGAGGGCAAGGUCGGUGUACGCCUAGAAGAUUGCUUCUACGUGGACGGGGAGACAGGAGAGGGCGUGCUAUUCACCGCCGGUGUCGGCGGCCAGGCUACCUCGCCGUGGUCACCGUAG
Molecule: messenger RNA, 1588 nt
Organism: Schizophyllum commune H4-8
Lineage: Eukaryota; Fungi; Basidiomycota; Agaricomycetes; Agaricales; Schizophyllaceae
Product: Creatinase/aminopeptidase
Exons: 7
Coding region: 218-1588 (456 amino acids)
Source: RefSeq, a predicted model, not a curated record